UUCCUCCUCUUCCCCUGACCUUCAACGGGCGAGGUUUUUUGAAAGCAUCCUCCUCUCCCCUUCAACUCCCCCGACACCCCAACCGAAGCCGUAGAGAGGGGUAGGGCAGCGAAAAGCUUGCUCUUUUAUAACUUCCUAGGGUUUCGAGCCCCAUCCCUCGCUCGCUCGCUUCGCGCCACCUCCCGCCUUCCCUCGCCGCCGAUCGAUUCGCCGUCCGCAGCCCCAAUUCGAUCCCACAGUCGCUCGAUCUGGGAUCCGAUAGAUUCGUUGUGGCGGUGAUGAGGAGGUGAUGGGGGCGAUGGCGGAGGUGGUGCAGGAGGGGUGCGUGGAGAACCGGCAGCACCUGGCGGCGUCGAGCUCGUCGGUGUCGGACGGCAGCAGCUAUGGCGGGGGAGGACGGGCGGGGAUGUCGCCGCCGGUGUCUAGCUCGGCGAAUUCCAUAUCCGGUCUGAGGCGAACAAGUGGGCCCAUAAGGAGAGCUAAGGGUGGCUGGACACCCAAGGAGGAUGAAACACUGCGGAAUGCAGUUGAAGCAUUCAAGGGUAGAAACUGGAAAAAAAUAGCUGAAUUCUUUCCUGAUAGGACAGAGGUACAAUGUUUGCAUCGCUGGCAAAAGGUUUUAAACCCCGAGCUUAUCAAAGGCCCUUGGACGCAAGAGGAAGAUGAUAAAAUCAUUGAACUUGUAAAUAAAUAUGGACCAACAAAAUGGUCUGUCAUAGCAAGGUCAUUGCCUGGCCGCAUAGGCAAGCAAUGCCGAGAGAGGUGGCAUAAUCAUCUUAAUCCAGAAAUAAGGAAGGAUGCUUGGACCCCUGAGGAGGAAAGGGCACUCAUUAAUGCUCAUCAGGUUUAUGGGAAUAAAUGGGCAGAAAUAGCAAAAGUUCUUCCUGGAAGGACCGAUAAUUCUAUAAAGAAUCACUGGAACAGUUCUUUGAGAAAGAAGCUAGAUGUCUACAAUACCAGCAAUGUUCUUGCUGCUCCAAAACUACUUGUCUGUGAUGAUUUCAAGGAAAAAAUGAAGCCAGUGGCUACUGAAAACUAUCUUGAUCUGAACAAGAUGCCCAGCGUUGGUUCAAAAGAUCUCCCUGGAAUAGCUCAUCAUUCCAAUUUGAGCCCGCUUUCACAGGCAUACAAAUUGGAACCUGUCAAGGGCUGCUCAGGGUUCCUUUCUCUUACCAUACCAACUGCGCAGCCUCUAACUUCAUAUGAAAUGUCAUCACUACUUGAUGGUUCUGCUGUUACUUUAGCGGUACAAGGUCUGGAAAGUGACUCUGUCCGUGACAAGGGCCUAGAAAUUGAUUCUGUUCAUGAGAAGGGUAUUGAGGUUAGCUCCACACCUGAUCCUGUGGGGGAGGCCUGUGCCAUUCAAUUAGAAUCUGCACCAGCCAAAAGUGGGCCAGAAUCAUCUUUGAAGAAUGUGUUGUAUCCUACCCUUGGUCCUCUUUGUUAUCAGAUUCCUGAUGUGGAAGUUGUGGCCCCUAUGAGUUCCCUGCUUAGUUCUGAACAUCAUAGGGCACAUCAGACAACACAACAUUGCAUGGAUGGGCUAGGUUACACUUCUCCCUCUCCAACAAAUGGAAAAGUAUUAAGUCCACUAACGGUUGAUUCAAUUUUGAAGACUGCCGCUGACAGCUUUCCAGGUACUCCUUCAAUAUUAAGAAGAAGAAAACGUGGUAAAUCAACACCUGCUUCAGAUAAUGAGUUGAAGACUGGUGGAGUAAGCACUGAUAACUUUUACACUCCUAAUGGGAAGAGAGCUACAACAGAUACGCCACGAUCGUUUAAAACUGCAUCCUUUUUGUCAUUGGGUCCUCUUGAUGGGUUGUUGACUUCUGUAAGGAGCUCUGAUGUUUCACCACCGUAUCAGAUCAGGUCAAAAAGAAUGGCUGCCAUGAAAACAGUUGAGAAACAUCUAGAUUUCUCAGCAGAUGGAUUGGAUAGUUCUGGUUCUGAGAUUCGGAACUCCCCUUGCCAUAAUUCUCAAAGCGCAAAUUCUAUCACUGAAGCCCUAAGAAUGCAGGAAAAGGAGCUUAAUGAACAUGUUACUCAGCUGGAAACUUUAACCAAGGAUUAGCACAUACAGCCGAUUUGGAUGUAACCUAAUUCCUUAAUGGGCAGGAACUAAUCUUAAUCUUACAAAGCACAAUGGGACAUAUGAAGUGCCUUCCGUACUGACGAGCUUCAUGCAAAUGUCUCGGCUCGAGCCAAAAUGCAAAUCAAACACCACCAAUGGAGAAAAGAACCUUCCACAAUUGGAAUGACGGGAAGGGUCACCAAUUACCCUGUCAUCUGUUGUAAUCAUGGUGUACAAAGACUGUCGAAAUUAAAAUGACACUCCAUAGAAGACUAAAUUUUUUUCUUGCAUUGUGAACUUACAGCUAGGAGUCCAGAAUGUAGAAGCCCACAGCUGUGUACAAAAGAAGAAAACAUAGCUUUAGAAACAUAUAGCUGAAUAAGAGCUUCCCCAUUGGAAUGUCAAUUUCUUUCUUCUUUUUUAUUUGUGUCCUGCUUGUUGCGUAACAGUAAGGGUCUGCUCUUUGUAAUAAGUAAGCCUGAUUUACGGGCUAAAAAUCUGGCAAGAGUUUGUCAAGAAACUAUUUAUGACAGGCAUCUUUCAUGGAUGACAGCA
Phragmites australis (common reed) is the source of this 2626-nucleotide messenger RNA. Its product is annotated as transcription factor MYB3R-2-like. NCBI's taxonomy places the organism in Eukaryota, Viridiplantae, Streptophyta, Magnoliopsida, Poales, Poaceae. Gene Ontology annotation, biological process: regulation of DNA-templated transcription. The transcript is spliced from 9 exons. Gene Ontology annotation, cellular component: nucleus. The record is from RefSeq and is a predicted model, not a curated record. Bases 290 to 2071 code for a protein of 593 amino acids. Gene Ontology annotation, molecular function: RNA polymerase II cis-regulatory region sequence-specific DNA binding; DNA-binding transcription factor activity, RNA polymerase II-specific.